GUUCAACAUGCACUCUUCCGCCAUCAGCUGUAUAGGAAUCAUGGCGGAAUGUAAAAAGUCUACCUCAUAUCCGUCUCCAGCUUCAGAAAUGACCUCUCUCACUAGAGCUUUGUCCCAUUCAAGGUUGAGUCAACUUGAUCAGUCUGAUGUGUUUAAAUCGCAAACUUCUUUUUACCGGAGCAAUGUGGCACAGCCAGGCCGACGAAGGAGGUUGUCGAGCAGCAACAGUGUUGAGUCUCUAGAUGUGAGCCCCUGUGCUGAAGCGCGAGUCUUGGUCAUCAACACCGGAGGAACUAUCGGGAUGAUGUACCAUAAUAACGUGCUGUCCCCAGAGCCUAAUGCGUUUGUUAAGGCCCUGCGAAAGCUUCCCAUCCUCCAUGAUGAGCAGUAUGCCCUGCAGACCCGUAUGUACGACUACUACAGCACGAGUGGCCCACAGGAGAACACCCUUGUCCUGCCGAUGCCGACACACCUCGCUGAUGAACUAUCAAAAAGGCUGUGUAAACAAAAUAAGAGGAUAGUGUACACUGUUUUAGAGUACAGCCCCUUGCUGGACUCUUGCAAUAUGACCACAGAUGACUGGGCUACAAUUGGGAAGGACAUUGAGAAACACUAUGAGAAGUAUGACGGUUUUGUCAUUCUCCACGGCACGGACACCAUGGCCUACACAGCAUCUGCUCUGUCCUUCAUGUGUGAGCACCUGGGGAAGCCUGUCAUCCUCACCGGCUCCCAGGUGCCGAUCUAUGAGAUGAGGAACGAUGGAAGAGACAACCUGUUGGGGGCACUGCUGAUCGCUGGUCAGUUUGUCAUUCCUGAGGUUUGUCUGUAUUUCCACAACAAGCUGUACCGGGGCAACCGUGUGACCAAGGUGGAUUCUGGGAGUUUCAAUGCCUUCAAUUCUCCUAACCUGGCUCCUCUGGCCAAUGCUGAAGUGGAUAUUAAAAUUAACUGGGACACGGUGUGGAGAGCAAACACAACCUCGCGGUUCAGAGUGAGCACUCAGAUGAACCGUAAUGUGGGUCUGCUGAGACUCUUCCCUGGCAUCACUGCGAUGACUGUGAAGUCCUUCCUGCAGGCGCCCAUGGAGGGCAUCGUCCUUGAGACGUAUGGUAGUGGAAACGCCCCUGACAACCGUGCUGACCUGCUUGAGGAGUUCCGGAAUGCCACAGAGAGGGGCGUGAUCAUGGUCAACUGCACCCAGUGUCUAAGGGGUUCUGUCACCACAUCGUACGCCACCGGAAAGGCCUUGAGUGACGCAGGACUGGUGGCAGGCUGUGACAUGACUCCUGAGGCUGCCCUGUGCAAGCUGUCCUACGUGCUGGCCAGGACGGACCUCAACAAAGAGGCCAAAAUAAAGAUGCUGAGUCAGAACCUGAGGGGAGAGAUGAUUGCUGACCUGCAGGGGGCCAAGCUCACUCUGAGCGACAGUCGCUUCAUCCAGGUCAUCGCCAAGUCCCUGAGCAUCAGCUGUAAGGAGGAGCUAGAAGCCGUCCGGGAUGCUCUGACCCCCACCUUAGCUUGUGCCGCUUCUAAGGUGGGAGACGUGGAGGCCUUGGAUGCCAUAAAGGAGAUGGGCAGUAACCUAAGUCUGGGGGACUAUGAUGGACGUACCCCUCUGCACAUCGCUUCCUGUGAGGGCCACCUCAAAGUGGUGCAGUAUCUACUGAGCCAGGGCGCCACUGUCUACGCCAAAGACCGCUAUGGGGACACACCCCUACGCAAUGCUGUGCGCUUCAGACACAAAGAGGUGGUGAAGCUGCUGAGAAAGACUGGAGCUCAUUUCUCCAGGGAUGAGUUGGAGGAUGCCGGCUCAGAGCUGUGCAGUCUGGCAGCCAGUGCUGACAUUGAGGGCCUGGAGAUGUGGCACCUGGCCGGGGGAGACCUGGACACGCCAGGCUACGACGGGCAGACUCCGAUGGAGGUGGCUAAGGCUGUGGGGAAUGAAGUUGUGAUUGACUUCUUACACCAGGUCAGCCAGUACCACGCCCAGCCUCUGUUUAAAGAUAUUGCUGAGAAUGGAGAAUACAUUGAGUUCUCAGCCUGUCCAAAAGAAUCCUGAAGGCUAAGACCUUCAACUCUUACCUUUCCAUUUUACUCUCUUACUCUGGACAUUUGCACAAGUUUGCAGAUUAACAGUUUUUAUUUAGAUUCAUCCAAACCAUUUACAAUUGAUAUAUUUGUGUUAAUCUCAUAUACAGUUGGUAAACUGUAGUUGUAGAAGCACUAGUAGCACAACAUUGAAUGUCAAGUAAUAUGGAUGCACUGUGCCUAGAACGGGCAGCACUAUAUCUGUUUGUUUUGUAUAUACCACAGUAUAUGAUGCAUGUGGAGCAAUUCACUCUAAUAUGCAUUAUCAGAGAUCAUUGGAAGCACAGGGUAGAAUGCUGUUCUUUAUUCUAGGCACGUGAUGGGUAGAAUGCUGUACCUUUUAGAUGUGCUUUAUGAAACGCUUAGAGACAUUUAUUGUAAACGGAAAUCAUUGUGUGAAUAACUGUUUGCCUAUAUGCUUAUAGUCUCACUUAGACUGCAUGAGUGAUACAUUUUUUCCACCUCCUGAAAGUACAGGUAUCUGAGGUGUUUCCUGUUUAUGAAACAGGACAAUCCGUCCCUCUGUUCUGCUUCCACACAGCUCCUAGCAUCCAAAUCCAGCGUCCUCUAUAGUUGAUAAAAGCAUCUGCUAAAUUACAUUUUUAUCUAAAGGAACUUGCAGAGACAAACGGUUACUCCAAUCAAUGUGAAAUUCCAACCCACAUUGUCUUCUGUAGUUGGGGUUGCCUCACCCUGCUUACUUGUUUCCCUACUCUAACAGCCCGGGCAGAGAGACCAAUGUCAUAUAGCUGGACAUCACUACAGCUGUUAUCCAGUAACUAUUACUGAGUGGUACACUCCUACUCUCUAUGUUCAUGGUCAAUUAACUAUUUGAUUCAAUUAAUUUCGCUACACUAAUUUCGCUACACUUGCAAUUUCGCUACACUUGCAUUAACACCUGCUAACCACGUGUAUGUGACAAAUACAAUUUGAUUUGAUUUGAAAUGUCAACAUUAUCAUUAGUAUGUGUCAAUCCAUGUCAUUGUUUUUGUCAUGCAUAUUUGUACUAUUGUGUAACUAGUAGAAAAUGUAUCAUAACUUUAUACUUGACUGUGAUUAAAUGUAUACAUAUAUGCUGUAUCUGAAGCACACAGGUUUGUGGACAACAGGAUGUUCCCUGAUCGCCUCUACCGUUCAAAAGUUUGGGGUCACUUAGAAAUGUCCUUGUUUUUGAAAGAAAAGCACAUAUUUUGUCCAUUUUAAAAUCAUUGAUCAGGUAUACAGUGUAGACAUUGUUAAUGUUGUAAAUGACUAUUGUAGCUGGAAACGGCUUUAAAAAAUGUUUUAUGGAAUAUCUACAUAGGCGUACAGAGCCCCAUUAUCAGUAACCAUCACUCCUGUGUUCCAAUGGCACUUUGUGUUAGCUAAUUCAGGUUUAUCAUUUUAAAAGGCUAAUUGAUCAUUAGAAAACCCUUAUACACUUAUGUUAGCACAGCUGAAAACUGUUGUUCUGAAUAAAGACGCAAUAAAACUGGCCUUCUUUAGACUCGUUGAGUAUCUGGAGCAUCAGCAUUUGUGGGUUUGAUUACAGGCUCAAAAUGGCCAGAAACAAAGACCUUGCUUCUGAAACUCAUCAGUCUGUUCUUGUUCUGAGAAAUGAAGGCUUUUCCAUGUGAGAAAUUGCAAAGAAACUGAAGAUCUCGUACAACGCUGUGUACUACUCCCUUCACAGAACAGCCCCUUUUGUUCUGUUUUAGUUUUGUCACCAGUAGAUUCUGUUUUCUGUGACUGCUGCUUUAUUGCUGUAAGAGGUUGAGAAGUUGCCAGGAGAGAUGGUGAAUGUCAUGCAGUUCAUUUAUAGAACAUGUACUUCAAUAAAAUACUUUUGUAGACAGCA
Molecule: messenger RNA, 3925 nt
Organism: Salmo salar (Atlantic salmon)
Lineage: Eukaryota; Metazoa; Chordata; Actinopteri; Salmoniformes; Salmonidae
Product: 60 kDa lysophospholipase
Biological process (GO): amino acid metabolic process
Molecular function (GO): asparaginase activity; protein binding
Source: RefSeq, a predicted model, not a curated record